Molecule: messenger RNA, 3246 nt
Organism: Leishmania braziliensis MHOM/BR/75/M2904
Lineage: Eukaryota; Euglenozoa; Kinetoplastea; Trypanosomatida; Trypanosomatidae
Product: MutS-like protein
Exons: 1
Coding region: 1-3246 (1081 amino acids)
Biological process (GO): mismatch repair
Cellular component (GO): MutSalpha complex; nucleus
Molecular function (GO): ATP-dependent DNA damage sensor activity; ATP binding; mismatched DNA binding
Source: RefSeq, a predicted model, not a curated record
AUGCAUCGCGCUGCUGAUGCGGCCGCCGUGCACACCCAUGAGCGCGGCGCAGUGCACAGUUCUGUGCUGCGCUCCAGUUACUCUGAUUUCGACACUGACGACGAAGGUGAGGACGAUGAGGUCGAUACGUCCAUCAAACCACCUCCGGUGGAGGUGACAGCACUGUGCUGGUGCGCUGCCAGUGUCGGUGUGGCUCGUUUCCUGUAUGCGGAGUGUCGCAUCGAGGUCUUCCAGAUGCCCGUGUGUAUGGUGGCGGGCGAGACUGUGCGACGCCGACAGGGCCGACCCGCUAUUCCAGGGGCCACAGUCCACUCACAGAUCGGUGGCGCACAAUUCAGAUCGCAUCGCAUGCGCGCAAACGCCACCGGUAGCAACGGGGAGGUUCGUAUUGUUGCUCAUGAAGACAUACCACCGAGCUUGCUGUGGCUGGUACGCUAUCUGCAGGUGCAUCAGCCCCAGGUGCUGCUUCCGCAUACCGGUAGCGAGGGACUGGGCGACUUGAUCGCGCUCGUGGCAGAGCAGACACCAGUUGAGGUGAUCCGACUAAGCGCUGUGACGGCGUUUUGCGAACCUGAAGCGCUCCCUCGUCUGGCGACCAUGUACCCUGCCCAGGAGCAUGAGCUGGCCGCACGGUUUCAUACAGAGAGGACGGCAAUGAUGCGUUCCAUGGCGGCGCUGCUUCAGUUUGUUGCUGCCGUUCAGUCGAACGUAGCCGAUGUCGUUGAGCGCGAUGCGCUGCAUGCACUUUACCUCGACGACGCCUGUGCCGAGGCUCUGCAGAUCACCCGCACUGAGCACCACCCAAGCAGUGGACAGGGUCGUGGACGCGCAAAGGAAGGCCACUCGCUGCUAGGACUACUGAGCACGGCGCAAAGUUCUGUCGGGAGAGCGAUGCUACGACAGUGGAUCGCCUUGCCCUGCUGCGACGCGACGGAGAUCGAGACGCGUCAGUCCGUCGUUGCCUUCUUCGUUAACCCCCUGCAUCACGACAUCGCCACCAAACUGCGAGUCGCACUGCACAAGGUGCGCUCAACAACUCAUAUUUUCACGCUGAUGCGGUCGGGCCGAGCGCUGCCUAAGCAUUACGUGUCACUCUACCAAACCAUGCGAGGGGUUAUUACUGUGCAGGAUCUGCUCUCCACCGUCGCCCAUGCGGUGAGUCGACUUUAUGUGCUGCUGCAGAGCAUCAACGUGGAACCGCUGCGUGCUAUGGCGGAGUCCCUCGCUGCAGCAGUGGUCGGGGAUGCAGGACGUUCUCGCGGUAGCGGUGGAGGAGCCGCAGAUGCGAGGCGGGAUCGGCUGCCAUAUCUCUCUGCUGGGCCGGCGGCGGCAGCGGGUUCCACCUUUGACCCUGGUAUGCCGAACGCCGUGCGCAUCCGUGACGGGGUGGACACCGUACUUGACGAGCUGCGCGUUCGCUUUCGCGAGCUUCGGCUGUCUCUCCAGGCCAAAGCAGAGGCUGCCUUUGGAGAGCUUCCCUGGGCACUGCGUACAAGGAUUUCUCUGCGCUGUGUGUACACAGCUCCGCACGGGUAUUUGCUGUGCGUUCCAGUUGCGGAGCUUGCAGCACUGCUGUCAGUGAAAGACGCAGUUGAUGGGGACAACCUGUGCGGUGUGAGCAGUGACGACAAUGAAAGAGGACCAAACCCGUGGCGCAGCGACAAUCCAGAGAGCGAGGCCGUUGGCCUCCUCAGCGGCGAUGCUGCACUGCAUCCUUCUACGGUGACUGCUACCUCGCCUUCGCUGUCGCCUACCGAUCGAGUGCGUACCGUGAUGGCGAACUCCUUCGGCUGGCGGCUGCAUCACACAGCCCAGACUGGCGAGUACUGCUUCAAGUCUGCAGCGAUGGAUGAGCUGGACACCUGGGUAGGCGACCUUCAGCGGCGCGUGCAGCAGCGCGAGGAGCAGGUUCGACGCGAGCUGGACACGUCGCUCCUGUACAACUCUCUCCACCUGCUGCGGCCCACUCGCGCGUUGGGGGAGUUGGACUGCCUCUUGAGUUUUGCUCGUGUGUCAACGCAGGAGGGAUGGUCUCGACCAGAGAUUGUGGCGCCGGGCACUGAAUGCGCCGCGCCAAGUGAGGGGGCAGUGGAGGAGUCCGACGAGGGCAUUCUUGAGAUCGAAGAUGGAUGGCACCCGCUCCUCUCGCGACAUGUAGGCAUGCAGCAGCUGGUUCCAUUUUCGAUCCACCUCCGCACCUCGACGGACCGUGUUUGUUUGGUGCUUGGCGUUAACGGCAGUGGCAAGUCGGUGCUCAUGGGGGCCGUGGCGCAGAUUGUGUUUCUCGCUCAUUUGGGGUGCCACGUGCCAGCGGCCACAGCACGAUUGAGCCUCGUUAACAGCAUUUUCGCCCCAUCGUCGUCAGUUUUUGCAUCUUCCUCUUCCUCAACGCCGCAUUCGGCGUGGUCGACUGCCGACGCAGCCGUAGCGGCGCCAGGCAGCUUCUACAGCGAGUGCGUGGUGCUUCAUCGCGUGUUGCACUUUGUCGCUGGCCAGCAGAGAGCACGCCAGGCAUUCCAUGGCAACGCACUCGAGGGCAGCCACACCGCGGGGCGGGCACUCGUGCUGCUCGACGAAUUCGGACGCGGUACCUCCCCGGAGGAUGGCUGUGCCCUACUGAAGGCAACCCUAUUGUACUUCGCAGACGGAGGUGACAGCUCCUGUGGUAUUAGUCGCCACAGCAGCCCUGGUGCACCACUCGUCCUCUGCGCUACUCAUCUUCUCGAGAUGUUGGACGUACCGGAGCAACUUUCCUCGCCUGGGCUUCUCACCCUCAGCAACGCAUGUGACUGCGGAGCAGCGGCGGUGGCUCCCAGUGGCCAUGGCACAGGAGCAGAACGCACACAUGUCACUGCCGCAGGUGCGCCUAUCCCCAGUGAACCUUCAGCGCAAGGGAAUCGACGCGAGCCCGCCGCUCCCCCUCACACGGCGGAUACCCCGCUUCCCCUGGAGUGGGUGAAGAUUUACGAGAUGGAGACACACACCACCUAUGCCGCCGAUCAGGAUGUCCUGACUGGCACCGAGAGCCUACGUGCCGGCAAUGCUCGAUUGCCACUGGAUGUAGCCCCGACAUACCAGCCUGUAUGUCUUACGCCUCACCCCGGACCGCGUCGGCAGCAGGACUGGGAGCAACGUUGCAGUACCCACCUAGGUGCUGGACUUGCCAUUGGACGUCAGUGUGGCCUCGAUGAGGAGCUGCUGGGUUACUGGGAGGCAGCGCUGGGAGUGCUGCAUCGCUCACCAUGA